Molecule: messenger RNA, 1522 nt
Organism: Rubroshorea leprosula
Lineage: Eukaryota; Viridiplantae; Streptophyta; Magnoliopsida; Malvales; Dipterocarpaceae
Source: the annotation of a GenBank genome assembly
AUUAAGAGAAAAGGAGAGGCUUUUAGGAUGCUCGAAGGCUGGUAUGAUGUCUUUUCUUCUCUAACUUUCGAAUUUUAGUGUUGCUAAUUAUGUUGUUAUGUAGGUUGUCAUGGCCUUCAAACGCAGAGGAAAGGGCAUAUUAAGAGGUCUUUAUACAGGAAUUGAUACACGACAUAUUGUGAUGGCCAGCAAGAUGUAUGAACCAAAUCUCUUUCUUUUACUUUUGGACAAAAAUUAUUAAUUAGAUUUGUUACAGAAUAUUCUCCCUUGAUUAUAUCUACAUUGCUAUAAUUAUAUUCACAUUAUAAUUGAUUAACAUAAUUAGAUUAAUUGAUUUUAUACCAUAGAAUAUUCUCUUGUACAAGUCUAUAAAUAGGCACUUUAUCUAUUCAAAUGAAUCAAGAAAAGUAUUUUCUUCAUAUUUUUCUCUCUUGCUUAUUUCCUCACAUGGUAUCAGAGCUUUCUAAGCUCUUUAUUGUCUGUCGUUCUUCUUUAGGUUUUGUGCCUCUAAUUUUCCUUCAUAUUUUUUGUGCCGGCCAGCAUCGCGUGUUCCAGUCAUAUAUCGGUUUUGGAUUUGGUUGCUAUGAUUGCUGCUGUUUCUUUUACGAGUUUCUUUGAUCUUUCACAGAGAUUUUCACAAGCAAGCUAUCCGAAAUUACCGCUGUGCAGAUCUUUGCCAUCUGAAAUUGCUUCCAUUUUUUUUCGAUGUUCCACUUCAAGUCGGUGUUUUUCUUGGUUAGAUUUUCUUUUAUUUACAGCAUAUCCUCUUUUUUAUUAUUAUGGAGAAAUCCGAUAUUUCCCAACCAAUUUCAACCAUUUUAAAUGUCUCAAAUUACAUACUCUGGGCUCAAAGUAUGCACAGUUUCUUGAAGGGUUGGAAAUUAUGACGGUAUAUUACUGGUGACAUUACACUUCCACAACAAGUUAUUGAUGAGACAGAUAAGAAGUAUGUUGACCGUCUGGAGGAUUGAGAUAGCAAAAAUCAUCAGAUCAUCACAGGGUUUUGUAACACCUCAAUUCCUUCCAUUCACCUUCAGUUUGGAUGGUAUAAAACAGCUAAGGAAGUGUAGGAUUUGCUUGCAGUCAGGUAUACCACUUCUGAUUUAUCUAGUCAACAUCAAUUGUGGGAAGAGUUACACAAUUUGCAACAAGAACAUGGAGAGUCCAUUGCUAGUUUUUAUGCUAAGAUGGAGGCUAUUUGGGAUCAGCUUGCUCUCUUAGAACCAACUUUCAAUGACACUGCUGAUAUUGGAAAGUACAUUGAGUAUCGUGAUAAAAUGAGGUUAAUUCAAUUUCUUAUGGCACUUACUGAUGAUUUUGAACCAUGCAGAGCCUCUUUAUUGCAUCAGUCUCCUUUACCUAGCUUGGAUAGUGCUCUUUCAUGAUUAUUAUCUAAUGAAACUCGUCUGGGCGUACUUAAGCCUCAACGAGAUACUACUGUGGCUGCAACUAUCAACAAGUUUGCUUCGAGUAAGAAAGGACAGAAGUAUUGCCGGCAUUGUAACAAAUAUGGACAUGCUAU